Messenger RNA from Cydia amplana, 2254 nucleotides. RefSeq lists its product as uncharacterized. Gene Ontology annotation, biological process: positive regulation of transcription by RNA polymerase II; negative regulation of transcription by RNA polymerase II. Gene Ontology annotation, molecular function: RNA polymerase II cis-regulatory region sequence-specific DNA binding; zinc ion binding; DNA-binding transcription factor activity, RNA polymerase II-specific. The coding region runs from base 282 to 2186 and encodes 634 amino acids. The record is from RefSeq and is a predicted model, not a curated record. NCBI's taxonomy places the organism in Eukaryota, Metazoa, Arthropoda, Insecta, Lepidoptera, Tortricidae. Gene Ontology annotation, cellular component: nucleus. The transcript has 9 exons.
CAGGCAGAUAGUAAAUUGAUAAUGUUAUCAUUUUAUCAGUAAAACAAGUAGAACAAACUCAUCCGCAUACACGCUCAGUAAUCAGCGUCACUGUAAACAAUGGGAUUUUCAUAUGUGUGUGUGGCUUGCUCGUUUGGUUGACAAUCGCGAUGUGUAUUCUACAUCGUCGCAUGCUGAGUUAUAUUUUCAACAAAAUCUUUUAAUUUUUGUAUUAGUUAGUCGAUUAAUUUCUAAAUGUUUUCUUUCAUUGUGACUGCCUUUCUGUGUUUUGAUUUCUAAAUAUGUGUAAUUUGCCGCCGAAGUUCCAUUCAGUGUGUCGCCUUUGUUUAUCAUUCUGUGGCGAUAAUUGCAGUGAUGUUAAACUUCCAAUAUUCGACCGUGAUAAGGAUAAAUCUCGACUUUCGGAUAUGAUAAUGACAUAUUUGUCCAUAAUGGUAUCUCCGGCGGACUUGCUCCCCCAGGUGGUGUGUGGGAGUUGUGCACACAAGCUUGAUGAGUUCCACACCUUCAGAGAGUUGUCACACAAAUCAGAAAGGCUUCUGGAACAGUUCCUUCAGUAUGCCAAUUCACUUUCAGGCCCAAAAGAGGACAUCCUGAACAUAACCGCCUGCAAGUUAGAGGAGAUCAUCAAGCCGCUAAACGAUGACGAGUACCUGCUCGACAAACACAAAUACGACACCGGGUCGCCGGACUCUACGGAGGAGAUGAAGAACUUGGAGAGCCGGCAGGCGGCGGUCACACUUUUACAAAUUAAAAAUUACGACCCGAACAAAUACGCUGUUAAAGCCGCGGAGGACCAUCAUAUAGUUUUCAACAGCGUGCCGAGCUUACCGCCUUCGGAGCGAGCGAGAGAAGUGAUGCACUGUAAUGCCGUCAUCGACAUCAUAAGCAAGGCCGUAGCAGUAGCACAGCGAGAGAACGAGGAAUCUCACAAAUAUCCACCGAAUUAUUCAACCGUUAUCGAGCGGUCGAACCCGAACGAAGUCAACUACACGCACGAAUACCCGGAAGAGCAGUACAGCAAUGCUUACAGCGCGCUGCCCGCGCCCAGUCCCGGCAGCCACGAGGACCAGGAACAUAAAGAAAUGGAUUUGUCAUUGUAUGGAGGCGUUAAGAGCGAGCCUGUCGACCAAACUGAGCCCGCAGAGCAUCAAAACUCGUACUUCCACAAAGCGCUUAGCCACAAGCAAUCAAACUUCUCCGAGGAGUACAAGCAGCACGUGUUCGGGCGGUCAGGGAACAAGAAGUCGCGGGACUCGUCGGUGUACGAGGAGUGCAGCCAGAGCAGUAGCGGCUCCGACCCCGACCGGCUGCAGAUGGAUAUCUCACAGAUGUCGCAGGACGACCCAGAGGAAACGCAGUCGGCGAGAUCGGCGCAGUCGUCGCCGCAGCCGCGGCAAGAGGGAGACGGCGAUAAGGACACUCUCUGGCAAGCCCUUAACAGACAAAAUGGCCGUGGCGGGGAAGCGACCCAACUACUGAAACGGCUCAUCAACAGCAAGCACCUCGGGAUGACAGUGUCGCCUCUGCGGGCGUCCACCUCGCCCAUGCCGCUGCCCGUGCCCAAUGGCGCGCAUUCACCGAACGGCGAAUGGCAGUCUCGAGGGGCGGGUCCGGCCGGCACGGCGCGCAGGAAGCAGAGCUUCCCGGCGCGCGCGCAACCCGCCCCCGCGCCUGCGCACAACGACGCGCCGCACUGGCCAGCCGCGCCGGACAACCAAGAGGCGUCGGACACGUCGACGGGGUCCCGCGGGGCGGCGCGCGUGGAGCUGUCGUGCAGCAACUGCGGCACGCACACGACCACGAUCUGGCGGCGCGACGCGCGCGGCGAGAUGGUGUGCAACGCGUGCGGGCUCUACUACAAGCUGCACGGCGUGCCGCGCCCCACCGCCAUGCGCCGCGACACCAUACACACGCGCCGCCGCCGCCCGAGACACGACAAGCAGCGCAACAAAUCCCGACGCGGAGCCAACACGUGCUCGGAGCCGGCGGAGCCUCCGGUGGCGGCCGAGGGCGCGCCCGAGGAGGCGGUGCUGGCGGCGCUGCGGCGGCAGCUGCAGCCGCACCUGCUGGCCGCGCUGCACGCGCAGAACACGCGCCCGCAGGUCGGUCGCAGCGCCCCCGAGUACGACGAAGCCCCGCUGAACCUCGUGGCCUCGCACGCCGCGGCCGAGGAGACGCACUGACUGCCGUCUGUGAUACCGCGGACCUAGGACCCGCCCGACACUCGCUAACUGCUGAAUCAGGUGUUUGC